AUGUCUACCCUCCUCGUGGGAAAGCCCCUCGACUGGGCAAUCACUGCAACCGCAGGCUCAGGCUUUUUACUCUUCGGCUACGACCAAGGGGUAAUGUCAGGCCUGUUAACAGGCGAUGCUUUCACAAAGACGUUUCCCGAGAUUGACACUACCAACGGUGGUGGAGGGAGUUCCUCUCUCCAAGGCACCGUCGUGGCCAUUUACGAGAUCGGAUGCUUCUUUGGCGCCAUCUUUUGUCUCCUUGCUGGAGAGUAUCUUGGUAGACGUAGGUCCAUCAUGAUUGGGUGUGUUGUUUUGAGUAUUGGCGCUGCUCUGCAAGCUUCUGCUUUUGGGAUUCCGCAGAUGAUUGUUGGACGCAUCGUUGCGGGAUUGGGAAACGGCAUGAACACGAGUACAAUUCCUGUGUGGCACUCUGAACUCAUGAAGGCCAAAAACAGAGGCCGUGGUCUAGCCGUCGAGCUAGCCAUCAACAUCUUUGGCGUAAUGCUCUCCUACUGGGUAGACUACGGCAUGUCAUUCGUCUCCAACGACUCUCAAUUCCGCUUCCCCCUCGCUCUUCAAAUCCUCUUUGCCGUCAUGACCUUUUUCGGAAUCCUCGUGCUCCCCGAGUCUCCUCGUUGGCUCAUUGCGCACGAUCGACAUGACGAGGCUAGAGAGAUUCUCUGGGCUGUGAGGAAGGAUGCAAAGUCGAUUAGCAAGGAUGAUGAGUCUAUUAGUCGGAGUUUGGCUGAGAUUCAACAUACUAUUAAGGAGGAGCGAGAAGCUGCCCAGACAAGUAGUUUCAAGGCUAUGCUGAAGAAUGGAGAGCAAAAGUUCCUCUAUAGAACUUUGCUGGGUGUCGGCGCUCAGUUUGCACAGCAGCUUUCUGGUAUCAACCUCAUCACAUACUAUGCGCCCGUCAUCUUUCAGGAGUCGGUCGGCAUGUCUCACAACCUGAGUCUCCUUCUUGCAGGCUUCAACGGCAUCGCUUACUUCCUUUCGUCUCUGAUCCCAAUCUGGGUCAUUGACCGUCUUGGUCGACGUAAGCUUAUGAUGUUUGCGGCGGCUGGUCAGUGUGGAUGCAUGGCUAUCCUUGCUGGGACUGUGUCUACUGGAAAGUCUGCACCUGGUAUCGUUGCCAUUGUAAUGCUCUUCAUGUUCAACUUCUUCUUUGCCGUCGGUCUCCUCGCCAUCCCCUGGCUCUUACCCGCCGAAUACGCCCCCCUCGCAAUCCGAACCCGCGCCGCAGCCCUAGCAACAGCAUCAAACUGGAUCUUCACCUUUCUCGUCGUCGAAAUCACUCCCGUCUCCAUCUCAAGCAUCGGUUGGAAGACAUACGUCUACUUUUGCAUCUUCAACUUUGCCUUUAUCCCCAUGUUCUACUUCUUCUACCCCGAGACGAGACUCUUGUCGCUCGAGCAGAUCGACAAGCUGUUUACUGGUGAGAAGAUCAUGCUGCACUGGGAUCACAGCAUGGGUGUGCCGGGUGAGGUUUCGGGUGGAAAAGACUACGCACGAGACCAAGACGGAGUCUCUGUAGGAUCAUAUUGA
Fusarium vanettenii 77-13-4 is the source of this 1530-nucleotide messenger RNA. RefSeq lists its product as uncharacterized. Bases 1 to 1530 code for a protein of 509 amino acids. Gene Ontology annotation, molecular function: carbohydrate:proton symporter activity. The transcript has 6 exons. Gene Ontology annotation, biological process: transmembrane transport; carbohydrate transport. Gene Ontology annotation, cellular component: membrane. The record is from RefSeq and is a predicted model, not a curated record. NCBI's taxonomy places the organism in Eukaryota, Fungi, Ascomycota, Sordariomycetes, Hypocreales, Nectriaceae.